Cooperia oncophora is the source of this 522-nucleotide messenger RNA. Lineage: Eukaryota; Metazoa; Nematoda; Chromadorea; Rhabditida; Trichostrongylidae. The record is from the annotation of a GenBank genome assembly.
AUGAAAGAAUUCCAUACUGAUGGAACUGCAGACGAGAACUUCAAAGCAGUUCGGGAAUCGUUCAGAGGAAAUUUCGUCGACGGUUGGGAGAAAGGCGGUGCAGCCUUUGCAGUUUAUCAUAAAGGAAGGCUAGUUGUGGACUUAUGGGGUGGAUAUGCCGAUAAGUCAUGCAAUCGACUAUGGAACGAGGGACACCAUGACUUUAGUGUGGCAGCGAUAUGUGUAGCGAUACUGGUUGAUAGAGGACUGUGCAGUUAUAACGACAAAGUCACACAGUAUUGGCCGGAAUUCGGACAAAAUGGGAAGGCUGACAUUACUAUCGAGAUGAUACUUGCCCACAAGGCUGGUCUUCCGUAUUUCGAAGAGACGUUGAGCUUGCCUGAUUUGACUAACCCUCUUCGAAUGGCCAACCAUUAUCGAACAGUGCAAGCGCCAAAGUAUCCACCAGGCAGUAAAACCGCUUAUCAUCCCUUAACAUACGGAUGGCUCAUAGAUCAGAAAGAAGGAAAGAGCAGGUGCUAA